UGUGUGUGUGGGGGGGGGGGGGGUGUACAUGCCACUGUGUGUGUUUCAAACAGUGUGUGUCUACUCUUUAAGAGGAGGCUUUCCCCUCAGUCUGACAACAGUCUCACCUGGGACAGCUGGUGACACAGACGUGAUCUCUCUUGGGGAACGUGAACUCUAAGCUACAGACAUGGCUCGUCUGGAACAGGUCAUUACAAACAUUGUGGAUAUAUUUCUGGAGUAUUCUGAUGAUGAAGGCAAGAAACGGCAGUUAAACAAAGAAGAGUUCAAGAAGGUGUUGCAGCAAGAAAUACAAAGCCCUGAGUUAAAAGAUACAAUCAAUGCAGAUGACAUUGAGGAAGCCAUAGAGAUGAUGGAUAAAAACCAUGAUGGCGAGGUCAACUUCCGAGAGUUUUGCCGGUGUGUGUGUGUACUGGCCAAAUGCUACUACCAGAAGAAGACAAGCAAGGGUGGCAAGAGAGGCAGAUGCAAAGUACAAGAAGGUGAACAAGAAGACUGAAGAUUAACUACAAACCCUUAAAAUGUUUGUAGCACUAUAAUGUCUUUAAAAAUAUUUUAUACAUAUGGCAUAUACAUAUGUGACACCGCCGACCCUGAAAACAGACGCAGCUGGUAUUAGACCAUUUGCAUAUCCAUCAAGUCUGCUAUUUGUGUUCUAAACUUGCAUGCAAAAUGUGAUAUUCUUUGUCGGCAUAUCUCUGUAAACUGGUUUUCAAAAAACUUUCCUUUCAAUACUAAUGCAUUGAAAAUAAAUAAAAUCUAUGAAGUUUGA
Siniperca chuatsi (mandarin fish) is the source of this 772-nucleotide messenger RNA. It is a transcript of the gene s100w, whose product is annotated as S100 calcium binding protein W. The transcript has 3 exons. The coding region runs from base 170 to 499 and encodes 109 amino acids. The record is from RefSeq and is a predicted model, not a curated record. Gene Ontology annotation, molecular function: calcium ion binding; transition metal ion binding. NCBI's taxonomy places the organism in Eukaryota, Metazoa, Chordata, Actinopteri, Centrarchiformes, Sinipercidae.